Messenger RNA from Xenopus laevis (African clawed frog), 568 nucleotides. It is a transcript of the gene retn.2.L, whose product is annotated as resistin, gene 2 L homeolog. The record is from RefSeq and is a predicted model, not a curated record. Gene Ontology annotation, cellular component: extracellular region. Bases 16 to 507 code for a protein of 163 amino acids. Lineage: Eukaryota; Metazoa; Chordata; Amphibia; Anura; Pipidae. Gene Ontology annotation, biological process: signal transduction. Gene Ontology annotation, molecular function: hormone activity. The transcript is spliced from 4 exons.
AGGAUUGAGAGUUUCAUGCGGAUCAGGGGACUUUCCAUAAUUACAUUUCCUCCACUCCUAUUGGAUCCAGUACUGGCCCCGCCCCCCUGGCCGGUACUUAUUGCUCUGCCCAAUGAGCUGUCGCAGGGAGUUGUGAGAAGGAGAGGAGUGACGUUGGGAGAAACAAUUGGGAAGAUGAAGCUCAGUCUGACUCUCGUUGUCCUGUUUCUGGUUCCUGUGAUCACUACGGAACGUUCCAGCGACUGCUCCAUCAGUGAUCUUGUUGCUUUCAAUGGAAUCAUUAAGUCUAUGGUGGUGUCGAUUGUGGAGAAGUCAGAGAUAAAUUGCAUCGAUGUCAGGGGGUCUGGCAGCCUUGCCUCAUGCCCAGCAGACACUACGGUGGUCUCCUGCGCCUGUGGGAUGGGCUGUGGCUCGUGGGACAUUCAGUCCAAAACUACUUGUCACUGUCAAUGUGCCAAUAUGGACUGGACCAGCGCCCGGUGCUGUAAGAUCCAGAUCAAAUCUUAAUCCUCCAAUCACUUCUGUUCUUUUGUUCCUGGACAAAUAAAGAUUCAGUCCCUUAACCCUC